Molecule: messenger RNA, 1443 nt
Organism: Phycomyces blakesleeanus NRRL 1555(-)
Lineage: Eukaryota; Fungi; Mucoromycota; Mucoromycetes; Mucorales; Phycomycetaceae
Exons: 8
Coding region: 243-1343 (366 amino acids)
Biological process (GO): transmembrane transport
Cellular component (GO): membrane
Molecular function (GO): transmembrane transporter activity
Source: RefSeq, a predicted model, not a curated record
CUAUUAAGAAAAAAAAAAAGUCCAAAGCAAGACAAGAUAAGACAAGAUUUAAUAAGAACGUUGCAGAACACUCUCGUUAGACCCAAUCAAUUGGUUCUCUCCCUCCUUCCUUCCUUUUUUUUCCCUUUUCUUUUGCUUUCUUUCUUUCUCUAUUAUUUAUUUAUUUAUAUAUUAUUUAUAUAUUAUAUAUAUCUUUAAACAAUUAAAGAAAGAAAGCAUUUUGUGUAAAGGAAUCUCUUUUAAUGGUACUCGAUUGGGUGGAUCGCACGAUUCCUCAGAAAAAACGGUGGAUCCUGUCUGUCUGUCUUGGCCAAGUUCUCUCAUUGUGCAUCACUGCCACAAGUUCAGCUUCAUCAGCAUUAUGGCAGCAUCAUUCUGUCAGCAUUCCAUUCACACAAAACUUUUGUAAUUAUCUUUUACUGGCUAUUGUCUAUGGUGUUUUCAAAACGUCAAUUAAACGAGACCAAGACCAAGACCGAGAACGAGACCAGGAACAUGGACAUGAGAAUGAAGAUGAACAUGAACAUGAACAUGAACAUGAACAUGAACUAGAGCAGCACUCGGUGGGAGGCUGGAAAUUCCUUGGAUACUCAUUUGCAGAUGUUCAAGCCAAUGUUCUGGCAGUAUUGGCUUUUAAAAGUACAUCAGUAUUGUCUGCCCUUAUUCUAUCAUCAUGGACACUUCCUUGUAUCAUGUUGCUGUCUAUAGCAUUUCUGGGUGCUCGUUACAAUUUGACCCACUUUGCAGGAGUUUUUCUUUGCCUGGCUGGGUUGGGGAUGCUGAUUUGGUCAGAUGUGGCAGGUCAGCAAGGAUCCACAGAUAAUCACAGCUGGAUAGGGGAUAUUGUGUGCCUGUUAAGUGCCACACUUUAUGCCGUUAGCAAUGUAACCGAAGAGUAUCUUGUGGUGCAUUAUCCAGCUCAGGAGUUCCUCAGUAGAGCUGGUUUUUGGGGUUCAAUUAUCUGUGGAUUUCAAGCAUUUUAUUAUGAGCACGAAAAAUUGGUUUCUAUUGAGUGGACUUGGACAAUAGCUGGUCUUGUUGGAGUCUAUGUGUUUUGCCUGUUCAGCAUGUACUCGCUUGCUCCUACUCUUUAUCGUCUUUCGAGUGCAACUUUUAUGAGCAUGAGUUUAAUGACAAGUAACUUUUAUUCUCUGGUGGCAGGUCUUGUAUUUUUAGGUGCAAAGAUGCCAUCGUUUUAUCCACUAGCCUAUGCUCUUGUGCUUUGUGGAGUAACGACCUAUAACAUGUCACCGUAUAUAUCUAGUGAUUCGGUUCUAGAAGAGCAGAUCAUUAAGACAUCUGGAGGAUCAUACAGAUCUAUUUCACCGUCUGAAUCUGUUUAAUGAUUAAAUUAAUAUACAUAUAUCUCUUUUCUUUUCUUUUUUUUUGUUUUUGUUUUCUAGAAUUUAAUAUAAUUUUCAAUAUAUAAAGACAUUUUAUAAU